Molecule: messenger RNA, 4860 nt
Organism: Syngnathoides biaculeatus (alligator pipefish)
Lineage: Eukaryota; Metazoa; Chordata; Actinopteri; Syngnathiformes; Syngnathidae
Gene: tfr1a
Product: transferrin receptor 1a
Exons: 18
Coding region: 536-3037 (833 amino acids)
Biological process (GO): intracellular iron ion homeostasis; iron ion transport
Cellular component (GO): external side of plasma membrane
Source: RefSeq, a predicted model, not a curated record
UCCACAUUUUGAUGCUGUCCUAAGACUCAUUUUUUGCCAAUGUUUUUCACUGGCCCAACUGUCCAGCCAUCUGCAACAAAAGUCUGUGCGGUACACGUGAACGGGUGGCCAAAAGGUUGGAGGCAGCGCAAAUAUAGAUACAUUUUUUUUUUUUUUUUUUUGCCUAGAGGCAGAAAUGUUUGUGUCGACCAAUUUUUGCGGUGACUUGCCCAUUUUUCUCACAGACCUUCAUCAGAGUAAAAGUACCUUUUUUUUUUUUCGUGUGAUUGUGCAAAUCUGCCGUACAUAAAGGGUCGGGUGGUUUUGAGAUGCGUUUGAUCUCCGAUGCGACGAAGAAGAGGUCAUUUCUUGUCACCUUGAACAAAUCAAGCUAACGAGAAAAAGAGAGAAUUUUGCAAAUUAUGAUUGUCUGCAUUUAUUGUCCAAAAGUGUUUAGUAAGGCACAAGAUGUGACGGUAGCAGUUCGGCCCUUCAUCAGUGACGAGUGACGACAUCGGCAAAUGUGUCAGAAGUAUCUCGGAGCUGCGCCACUCGCAUGUGUUUGGCUUCUGUUUUGCGACAGAUAGCUAAUCGGCGGCCUUCAGCGCCGCCCGGAAGGAGGAGCCCGGCCCACCUCGCCCGGCCGCAGUUGCAUCAGCCGUUCGCCUUCUUCAAAGAUUUCCCUCAAGCCGCAAUGGACCAGGCACGGUCGACAAUCACGAAAAUUUUUAAUGGAGAACCGCAUUCUUAUACGCGUUUCAACCUGACCCAAAACAUGGAAGGUGACAACAGUCACGUGGAGAUGAGGCUUUCGUCCGACGCCGACGAAGAAGCCGGCGGCAACCGACUCGGGGCCCAGCUCAAUCACAACUCCAACCGCAGAUCCUACGUGACGUCCAAAUUUGGACGCACGCCCAAGAACCUUUGCGUGGUGCUCGGUACCGUCCUCCUCAUCCUUAUCAUCGGGUACUUGAUUGGCUACUUGGUCCAUCGCAAAAGAGAUUUGGCUCCCAGCUGCGAAGCUUCCGUGAAGUCGUCGGACGAGCGAGUCGAGCAGCAGACGGGGGCCGCCGCCCCCCUCAUGGCCUGGAACGACGUCAAGAACGCGUUUGCGCGCAAAUUGAGCGCGUCCAACUUCCAAAAAGUCUUCAGAGAUUUUUCCAGUGGCAGUCACCGGGCUGGUUCCUCAAGCGAUGACGCUCUAGCGGACAAAUUGAUCAAGAAGUUUCAAGAGUACGGUCUGAAAACCUGGACCGACGAGCACUUCAUUAAAGUUCAGGAUUCUCCGCUUCGCGGGUCCAACAAAGUGGUUUUCAACAACGACAGCGAAGAGCGUCCGGAAGGGUUUCUUUCCUACAGCGCCAAUGGAAAAGUCGAGGGAGCAGUCCUGUACGCCCACUAUGGACAGGAAAGUGACUUUCGAUCGCUGCAGAGCAGAAACAUCAACAUGAGCGGCAGAGUUAUGUUGAUCCGAGCUGGAAGGAUCAGUUUUGCUGAAAAGGUGGCCAACGCUGCCAAAAUGAAGGCCUCCGCUGUGUUGAUCUACCGGGAUCCCAUCGAUUAUCCUUCCGGAGACGCCACUCAGCUCUUUGGACAUGUCCAUUUGGGUUCUGGCGACCCCUACACCCCUGGCUUCCCCUCGUUCAACCACACCCAGUUUCCACCUGCCGAGUCUUCGGGUCUGCCAAAUAUCUUGGCUCAAACCAUCACACCGCGCACCGCCAGCGGCAUUCUCGGGCGACUGGAGGGCCCGAAUGCACAGCCGGACUGGGGAGUUUUCCACAAACUCGGGAGCGAGAAUGACCUCGUCACCGUGGAGGUCAACAACGUUCUCACCGAGAAAAAGAUCAACAACGUCUUUGGGGUCAUCGAAGGCUUUGUGGAUGCAGAUCGCUAUUUGGUUCUCGGCGCCCAGAGGGACGCGUGGGGUCCAGGUUUUGCCUCGUCGACCGUCGGCACCGGCGUUCUCUUGGAAAUGGCCCGUUCGAUCUCCGACAUGCUCAAGAAAGAUGGAUUCAAGCCAAGGAGGAGCCUGGUGUUUGCCAGUUGGAGUGCUGGCGAAUAUGGAAGCGUCGGCGCCACCGAGUGGCUGGAGGGUUAUCUUUCUUCCCUGAGUACGAAAGCCUUCACUUACAUCAACCUUGACGGCAUUGUAGCAGGUCAUACCGCUUUUAAAGUAGCGGCAAGUCCGAUGAUGUACGGCUUGAUUGAACGCACGCUCAAAGAGGUGGGCCUCCAGAACAUUGAGGACUCCCUCUUCUCUCAAUUCGGGAAGGGCAACUGGGAAUCGAACGUCUUGGAGCCUCUGAAGCUGGAGAACGCCGCGUACCCUUUCAUGGCCUUUUCUGGGAUUCCGUCCCUCUCCUUCCGGUUCACCUCUGGCAAUAUGAAACGCGAUGCCCCGUCGGCGUUAUUGACGGCGGGCGUGGCGCAAAUCCCCCCCCCCCCAGGACUAUCCCUACUUCGGCACCUUGCUGGACACGCAGGAGAAGCUGAUCGGCGUCACGUCCAACCAGCACCUGCAGCUGGCCGAGGCCGCCGCCAAGUUCGCGGGUCACAUCGCGCUCAGGCUGGUCCACGACCACCUGCUGCAGAUGGACCUGCUCAAGUACGACAAGAUCAUUCGGGCUCACGUGGCGCAGAUCAACAGGAAAGUCAUCACUGUACAGAGGAACCGGCCCAAUCUGGUGCCCACGUCGGUGCAGUGGUUGAUCUCGGCCUCCGGCUCGUACAGUCGGGCCUCUCGGAACCUGAUGAAAGACAUCCAAAACAGCGACUUGAGCAACAUCGAGAUGUGCCGCAUCUACAACGACCGCAUCAUGUCGGUGGAGAGGAACUUGCUGUCGGCGUACGUGUCCGCCCGAGAAAGUCCUUUCCGCCACGUCCUGCUGGGCUCCGGUCCGCACACGCUGAAAGGUCUGUCGGACCACCUGGACGCCCUCGGGUCCGGCGGCCCCGCGGCCGACGUGGACCGGUUCCGCAACCAGUUUGCCUUGGCGACCUGGACCAUUCAGGGUUGCGCCAACGCGUUAGUCGGGGACAUGUGGUCCUUCGAUAAUGAAAUCUAACAUCUUCUCCUCUGACGCACUCACUCACUCACUCACUCACUCACUCACUCACAGUUUGGGCCAACAACAACACCGUCUGAAAAUCAGUCCCGAUUUAGAUGAUCGCAGUGGUAAUAAUGAUAGUCGUAACCUCUGACGGCUACAAAGCACGUCUCAUCUCCCUCAGCCUUUCAUUUCAUCGCACAUCCACUUAGCCUCAAUCCAUUUUUGUCGACAGUAGUCUGGUUCUGGUGAAAGGACGUUUCAGAUGUUUGGUGCUUCUUUCAAUCCGUGCGAUGACUUUGGUGCUACUGUAACCGCUUUACGGGUGCUCAUCGUACGCGGCGCCCUGACCUAUUGACGACGAAUCCAAUCUCCGACCCGCCAAACAAAUUUGGGCGUUCUGCAACUCGUACGAGUAGCCCGACUCAAAGCCGCUCGCCAGCGGAUUGGCUUUGUCGCUGACUGCGCAGACAAUUUUCCCAAUUGCAGUCCGUACGCUAAAGAUCACGAGUGGAGAAUCAUCAACGGCGUCUUUGCAUAUAUUUGCCACGGAUCACUAACAAUAAACACAUUGCAGAAAUCAGACAAAAUCAACUCGGAAUAAGAAAUGAAGAAACGAUCAAAAGACAGGAGAGGCUAUUGUACCGGGCGCCACUGAAAUUCAACUCUAUUUAUUAUGUUAUUUAUCAGUGACAGGGUUCGCUAUAAAUAUUUUUGUAAUUGCCUUUUCUAGAAAAUGUAUAAUUAUCGGGAGCAGUGCCUUCCAUAAUUAUGACAGUUAUACUGUCGAAAUAAAUAAAGCAGCAUCUGCUAACUACAAGCGAAAGGAAAAAAGCGUUGACGCGGCCGCCGGUGACAGCUGGCGACGGACCGCCCGGGCUCGGGCUCGGGCUCGGGCUCGGGCUCGGGCUCUUGCGGUCCUGGCGCCGUUACGGAAGAGGCCGAGCAAGAAGGUAGUUUUUGCCUACCUGUGUGUGUCCGUAUCGGAGGCAGUGCCCUCCAUAUUUCACCGUAGGGGUGGAUGUUGAUAUUAUCGGGGGCAGCGUUCCCCAUAAUUGUUGUUUAUAUGAAGUACACGACGUGGACAGCACAAACGCAUCCUCUUGCUCCACUCCAGAACUUUUCUUUCACUGUCCGCGUACUUUUCGGCCCAAAUCGAACGUCACCUGCAAGUUUCUGUUCAAUUCUUCUCAAGCUUUUCUUUAUUUUUUUUUUUUCAUAUAUAUGAAGUUGUGCAUGGCUUAAUUGCGUUCUGAGCUUUUUUCAUGGCAACGUUUCAAAUCAAACCGAUGUUGAUUUCUCAUUAUGGAUGCAUAUCCUACGCCGCCCCCCCCCACCCCCCCACUGAGGAAGACAAGUGUUCCAGAUCUGUUUGCUGCAGUUUUGUCCACGUUCGAUCUUCUUUCAUGACUGCGUUGCAGAGUUGUUUUUGUUUUGUGUUUUUUCCAAGCUUGUAGAAUGUUGUUUUUAUUUUUGUUUUAUUCACACGCGUAGAAGUGCGCUCCGAUGUCGCUUCGUUCCCGUUGUGCCAAAAUCAAACUGACCCAAAAUAUCACGACACUUUUUUUUUUUUUUUUUGCUCUUGAACCUUUUAACGUAUUGAUCACAUAGAAUAAAUAAAUAAAUAUGGAAGUAUUUUUUUUUCAAGUAACAUGCAGUAUCUUCUCAAUGUAUGCACGUUUCUCUUCUAUUUUACAUUUCUCUUCUGCAAUAAAAGAUUACAUUGCUCCAAGUCUGCUUUUGCGUGAGGUCUUUUACGAGCGGUCCUGGCUGGGGGGCCCCUAAGAAAGUCCUCAACAUGGAAGGACGUUUCCCCGAAGCCCCCCCCCCC